Molecule: messenger RNA, 5673 nt
Organism: Malurus melanocephalus (red-backed fairy wren)
Lineage: Eukaryota; Metazoa; Chordata; Aves; Passeriformes; Maluridae
Gene: RERG
Product: RAS like estrogen regulated growth inhibitor
Exons: 5
Coding region: 313-912 (199 amino acids)
Molecular function (GO): GTP binding; GTPase activity
Source: RefSeq, a predicted model, not a curated record
CUGUUAGAAUUCAUGGCUAAAGUGCAUACUUCAGCUCAAAAGCAAACCUGUGACUGGUUGUACUCACACAAAGUUCUGCCCUGUUUUGAGGGGAGACUGAAUAUUUGACGUUUUUGUCAGGGCCGAGGAUCAUCAUCAUCAUCAUCAUCACGACUGCCAUUCUUUCACUGAAGAUCUUAAAGCAUGCUAGAAUGACAGGCUCUGCAUUGACGUCACAAUGACACGGUGAAGCCGAAGGCAGGAGCUGGGAACAGUUCUUCUGCUUCACUUUUGAUAAUUGAGUGAGUUUGCUGCCACUCCAUUCCUUCCAGCAUGGCCAAGAGUGCAGAAGUGAAGUUGGCGAUCUUCGGUCGAGCCGGCGUGGGCAAGUCAGCUCUCGUCGUGCGCUUCCUGACCAAGCGGUUCAUCUGGGAGUACGACCCAACGCUAGAGUCGACGUAUCGUCACCAAGCUACCAUUGAUGAUGAAGUGGUUUCCAUGGAGAUUCUAGACACAGCUGGUCAGGAGGAUGCAAUUCAGAAAGAAGGACAUGUGCGAUGGGGUGAGGGCUUCGUGCUGGUUUAUGACAUCACAGACAGAGGCAGCUUCGAGGAAAUGCUGCCGCUUAAGAACUUGCUGGACGAAGUUAAAAAGCCCAAAAACGUCACCCUGAUCCUGGUGGGGAACAAAGCAGACUUGGAUCACUCCAGGCAAGUCAGCACGGAGGAAGGUGAAAAGCUGGCCACAGAACUYGCGUGUGCGUUUUACGAGUGCUCUGCUUGCACGGGAGAGGGCAACAUCAUGGAGGCGUUCUACGAGCUCUGCCGGGAGGUGCGGCGCCGCAAGAUGGUCCAGGGCAAGACUCGGAGGCGAAGCUCCACCACCCACGUCAAGCAGGCCAUUAAUAAGAUGCUUACCAAAAUCAGCAGCUAAAAAGAGCUGCACUAAGCCACAGAAGCGUUUUAGAGCUUGUUAGCUUGGAGUAGGGRUGAGGAAAGCAGAGCGCGUUUAAUGAAAAAUGGUCAAAGCUUUGCAAUGAAAAGAAAAAAAGACAAACACCACYACUUUUUUAGUAACACGGAGUCAUGCUAUUUUCCUGUUUUGAAAUGUAUUUAGCCACACUGCUUCUGGCUAAUGUAGGGGGGAAAAACCCCAAACACCAAGAAACAARAAAACAAACUACCAAAUGAACUCCAAAGGACUAGACAAUUUUGGGGAUUGGCAACCAAGAGAGAAUCUUYUGCUUCUACGUGGCUAGCUCCAAUCCCCUGCAAGUCAGUAGUGCCUAAACAUCAUUUCCAGCCAGACAGCUGCUCAGUAGCCAUGGGAGGGUAAGAGUCAACCCUCAGUCCACCAACAACCAUCACAACCAGUGUUCUUCAGGACUGAAUAUGUGUAGAGGCUGCUGUGUUGUAUCAGAAAGUUCACCUGACACCUUCACCAGCUCUAAAUUAGUUCAUUGUGUGCUUUCACUCCAAACUCUCCUUCCUUGUUAUUUUUGUCAAAUCCAUGAGUGUUGAUGUUCUUAGCAAGGUAGCAAAAAAUAUAGGAAAGGUCUAUUUCCUGGAGUGUUCAGCCAGCUAGACACACAUUUCAGCAGAGCUGAAGUUCAGCCGCUCUUCCAGCUCCUCUGAAAUUGCAGAAUUCUCAACAAAUAAUCAGGUAGUCCAGUGGCAUUUCAGCAUUUCCCCCUCAGAGCACAGUACUGUUCUUGGGGAAAUGGGAGUACAUGUGUUGCGAGAUGAAACUAAAAAAUAAAAAACCAUGUUACUAUUGAUUUAGCUAUGGGUAGUUUUUAGUUAUUGUUUACUUUUUGUUUUGGUCUUUUUUUCAAUUCAAGUAGUUCUUUUUGGUCUAUCUUAUAGCAAAAAGAACUGAAUCCUUGGGAAGUCAAGUAUUUGAAGUCUAAGCCCAAAUGUAAAUCAGAUCUGAAUGGCCUCUUCCAUAUCAAAAGACCAUAAUUUCCAGCUGUUUAAACUUCCAGAUGUUGCUUGGAGCACACUGGGGUUUAAAGCAGCCCAGGUUUUUUGUGACUUUUAUCGGGCACACUGAAGUGAAAGCACAUUUUAUCAGGUUUCGGUGCCUGGAAUAAAAGGUGUCCAGUUUUUUCCUUCUCCAUCAUCAUCUCAUUUAAGCCAGCUGCCAAGUUUUGUCUCCUGUCUCGUUGGUUUGUUAGCUGCUAAAAGAUGCAAGAACCAACACUGGAAGCUUUUCAUUCAGAUUGCAGUGCUCUCCCACCAGUGGUGUUGCAUCCCUUCAGGCAGCUCAGACUUCCAACAUGCAGAACCACAGCCAAGGGUUGGGAUGACAAAUCAGUGUUCCCCUUUGAGGAACAGCCCCCUUGUAGCAACUGCUUACAGCUUCAUUCUCCUCUGCUUUGUGCUUCAUCUGGUUAUUUGUGUCUCUGAGGAAGUAACUCCAAAAGGCCAUCAAAUCCAAAUUGCCACAGAUGUAGGAGAGUGAGUAAAUCUGUUAGUUAUCAGCAGCCAUAUAGGUGGUAGCAUAGACUGAACACUCCGAUCUGUAUACCCCAGAAAAAAAUUCCAAGUUAGGACUUUUAUUAAAAGUAUUCACUUGAAGUUAUUUUACCAAAGUAAUUUUUUUAAACUUUCACCCAACCAGCAAAGAACAUCACAUUCAGAUGUAUAUUUAAUUUGUGCUGUUGUUUGUUUCCUCUGCUUCUCUCUUCCAGACAGCAAAAGCUCAUUUCACUCUCGUGGAAUCCAUGUGUGUAUUUUUGUCCUCAUGUUCACGUGUUCUGCUGUACAUCAGCUGGACACACUGCAGUGGAAGCUUCACCGUGUGCUUCUGGGUAGGGGCUUCUUGCAACAGGCCCCUGUGACACACUUGUUCCCAAACUAUUCWUCAUAUUGUUAACUUUUUAUUAAAAAAAAAAAGAAAAAAAAAAUCGUGGUUUUUCCAUUUUCAGUUCUCUUAGUAAUGUAGAAUCAAUACAAGUGUAAAAGAGCAAGCUAGUGCCUGUUCACAAACCAGAAUUCUUUAGCUGGGAGGCUGAACUUGCCAGCAAUGGAGUUAUAUUUGAAGCCAGAGAGCAUUUGCAAGUUGAAGCACUAAGGUUCUGUUAUCUUUCAAAUCAGUGCUGGCGCACGAAUCUGAAGUAAACAAAAUCCUUACCUGCAAUCCCAUGGCAACGUAGCUGAGUGGAAAGCUUUUACUUCAGUAUGCUAAGAAAUUGAUUCAACCCUCUUAGAAAACUUCAACAGUUCCUUUAUCUGAAAAUCUUUCGUGGGGUUCAUGUUGGAGCUGCAUUUGAAAUACAAAAAGGCUAUAAAUGAAUGACAGGAGAAAAUAAUAAAUCAUAUUCAUAGUAUAAGAGUUGAAAGGAAGGAGAGGCUAAGUUAUGGCCCUCAUACUUUCCAAAAGAUUUCCAGCAAAUUGUAUUUUCUUUUAUAAAAUCUGUGUGGAUAAAUUGAAAUCCUGGUGAAAAUAAAAGUUCCACUGUGCAAACAUCCCUUGUUACAUAAAGAACUUACAAUAAAAAUAGUAACAUUCCUUUGCAAAGACUGAAUUUGGAAACUGCCAAACAAGAUAAACACUUGGUCAAAAAGGAGGCUGCUAUUUUGUGACCUUUCCUCCCACACAAACACAAACUCCUUUGCUUAAUUUCUUAUUAAUUUUUUCCCUCUAAACUGGCUCUACUAGGGUAUAUUAUAAUCUGUUGAUACUCAUUACAUAGUAUUAAAUGCAACUUGAUUUACUGUUGCUCACAAACAUUGCAACAUAUUACUGGCUAUGUUGCAAAUCUGUCCCAUUUCUACAAUGUGCAAAUUGAGCCCCAAAUUGCCCAAACAUUGAAAAGGCCAAGUGCAGCAUGAACCCACGUUCAGCAGCCUUUCUGCAGCAGACAUCAACAUAUUAAAUUCAGUUUCUCCUGCUGCUGUUUAAGUGUGUUUAUGACACUAGCAUUAAAUUUCUCUCCUCUGCCCACUACCAUUUCUGCAGAGAGAGGAUGGGAAUGACGAUAAACAAAAACAGGGAGGAAAGGUGAAAGGGAUACUUGUUACCUGCAACAAGUUGAUUGUCAUUUAUGAAGUUUCUGAAUAUUUAUCUUCAAUUGAUGAAGAGUUAGUCAUGCCCGUGCUGCAAGACCUGGAUCAGGAUCCAAGACUUCCCUAGAACUUUGACAAUCUUCACAUCUGGGGGUUUGGUGCAACUACAGAUGGAAGUGAGGAUCAACCACUGGGUUUGCACCUGGAUCCAGACAAGUUGUCCCCAGCCUGGGGAUGGUUGGAUCUGGCAGUUUGCUACAAGGCUAGUUGAUUUUUAUAUAUAUAAUGAUCUGCAUGCRUUUUUACAUUGAAAAUAUGAAAGCUUGUGCUUGUAGAUAAUACAUAAGAAAAAAAAUAAAAAAGAAAAAGAAAAAAUUGCGUUUUCUGUACUGAACUCUCACAGACUGAUCUUCCAUUAGAUGUCUCCAGUGUUCCUUCCAGCUAUUAAGGGGCUAGUUCCAAAAGUCCUGAUUUGGUUUUUAUUUAAUCUUUAUCUAAGGAAAACAGCGACUUUUACCGGAAUAAGYGCUGUAAAAUUUGGAUCACGUUAUUUGAACUUAUUUGGCUGUUAGUCCUGGAAUGGAGAAGUCAAACAGCAUCUACAGUGAGGCACAGGUCCAAAUGUCCUUGCUAACUAUUUCAAGGCUGAUGAAAAAAGUUACAGGGUURUUAAGUGACCUCAGUGAAACCACCACCCAGACGCUGUCCCGCUGACUGAAUAAUAUGGAUCUUGAUCCUGAGUUUCUGAGGUGAAAUUCUUUGCUCAGCAGUCUGGGAGAUUUAUGCUGGUAGCUUGGACAGAGACAAYUUUUCACCUGCUGCCAACUGUGCCCAUGUUGCAAGGACAAUGCACUAUUAAUCUGAAGAGAAGGUACAUUAUCUACACCUUAUAYGGAUGGUAAACCAUCAUACAUAGUGUGGGUAUUAAGCAAAGGAAGCUUUAGCACUGAAGAGGAGAAUUGUAAUCCACUCUUUUCCCCAAAAAAGUGACCCAAAGCAURGUGAACAGUAGUGGGAUUAUGAGAAUGUAAUGUCUGGCAGAGCACUGCAUAAAAUCUGGGUGCAGAAUCCAUGCUGAGUGGUGAAACCUCGUAACACCAGUCCCUGUCUGCCUCUGCAGUGCUGCAGAGCAGCCUCGAGUUCUCUCAAACCACACUGUAAGUUGCUCCAGUCAAAAUAAUGUCUCCUGCAAAUUAAGUAGCUGCAGUCAUAAAGGCUAUGUAUAAACAGUGCCCAGGGUUCCUUUUAUCUUUCUCUUUAACAGCUCAAUACAUAUGCAUAUCUUAAGAAGAAAAGGAAAAAGGGGCUUUAAUUAAAAGAGGCUUCUUGGCAUUUUGAUGUGUCUGCCUUUAUGUUCUUUGAAAAAUUAAACAUGUAAUGAAGACAGUGUCAUCUGAGAAACUCUGGUGUUACACAUUUUAUUUCCGCUACAGAGCCAGGCACUAAUUACCACGGGCUAUGAAAGUACAAAGCAGCGGCYGUCGGGAGCUGUGCAGGGUUUCCAGGGGGUGAUAAUGAUGGUUUGUGUGAGGCCAGCUCUGCCCGCUUUCUGUAAACACAGGUGCCCCUGGGGAAGGCUSUUAGUGCAGUUUGCAGCAGGGAGAGAUGUCCCAAAUACCUGGGGCAGGGUUCUGCUCUCCAGCGGGGCUUUGCACUGGGUGGGUGAAGCCCUGGCAGCCAAAAA